Molecule: messenger RNA, 1806 nt
Organism: Paramisgurnus dabryanus
Lineage: Eukaryota; Metazoa; Chordata; Actinopteri; Cypriniformes; Cobitidae
Source: RefSeq, a predicted model, not a curated record
ACACUACACACGAAGAAGACGCGCGCCGAUCGAGCUGGAGCGCGGCCUUUACUCGCCGAGUGUCUGAGGAGCAUCAGAUCUCUAGGUUUAGUGAUGGCGAGAUACAUGAGACCUCCAAACACCUCACUGUUCAUCAGAAACAUCUCAGACGAGAGCAGAAAAUGUAAAGACAUACAGUUCUGGAGACCCUCGCUACAAAGAAUAUUUGAAAGGGCCGAUGUAGAGUAGAUUCAAGACAAAGUGAAAAGGAGAAAGAAAGAAUAAAGAGAAAGUUAAAGCUUGAAGAUUCAAAGGGGACCAAAAUUGGAGUCAAGGCCUCGGUCUGACCAAAGAGAGGAAAAGACUAAAGGUUAUUGGGCAAAGAACAUCCCCAAGUCCUUCUCGGAGGCGGUUAAAGACAAUAAAGGUCAAGCUCAAGGUCAAGCAUGUUAAAGGUAACAAGUUUUAAUGUUGUAUCCUACCAUUACAAGAGCACAUGAUUUCUUUACAUAAUCAAAGGCGGCUUUCCAAUCCAUAACUGAAACCUAUAGAUGUGUUUGUUUUUGGAGUCUUGUGAAUUACUUUGGAAACUAUCCCAUCAUUUCUUCAAGCAUUUUCUCCUUUCGCCGAUCAUUAAGUUAUAAUAACCUCAGAUGUUUGUGAUCUUUUUCUUUAUAACCAACCUUUCCGUUGCUGUCAUAUCUGUUUGUAUUCCGAUCGGAGAUUUAUUUUUGGUUAAUACGAAUAGUUUAAAAGAAAAGCGAAACCUUAACAGCUCCAGCAGGUUCGAGGAUGUGCGAGAUGCAGAAGAUGCCCUGCAUAAUCUGGACAGAAAGUGGGUCUGUGGACGUCAGAUCGAGAUACAGUUCGCUCAAGGAGACAGAAAGACUCCGGGUCAGAUGAAAUCGAAAGAGCGGCAUUCUCCUCGCGGCGACUCGCGAUACGAUGACUACGACCGAGACAGCCGCCGCAGACGCUCUCGCAGUCGCAGUUACGGCAAAAGCAGAUCUCGCAGUGCGUCCUAUGAACGGCGUGCGUGCAGAUCGAGAAGCCCUCGAGACUCUCGGUCUGGCAGACGUCGCAGGAGCAGAAGUCGAGAUAAUGACAGACACAGGUCACGUGAACGCAGCCAUCGGCACCAUCGCUCUCCCUCACAUUCACCUUCCCAGGAUUCCAAGUACAAGUCCAAGAGCCGCAAGUCACGUUCUCGAUCCAGAAGCCCCAGCGCCCCUGCGGAAAACCAGCACUCGUCUGCCGGCCCACGUGAGGAAGAAACCCGCGGGCGCUCCCCCUCCCGCUCCGCCUCUCGCUCGCGUUCACGCUCCAGGUCGUGGGCCGGACGAAAGUCUGGAGGCCGUUAGUAAAUCUGAAUAACAUCUGUUUUUAAAUACCGAAUCAUGUGCAGCUUCUCUCUUUGUGUGUUUACUGAUCUGAUCAUGCAGCACAGCCCCGCGUCUGUUUGUUUCUUGGAUUUAGAUUUUCAGAAGUUUAAAGCAACAAUCAAGAAAAUGAAAGGUUUUUGUUUUGAAAAUCAGUUUUGGGUUAAAAUCUUACAUCUUUUCCUUUACUUGGAUCCAAUAUAAAGAUGUUUUUAUUUUUGUAGUUCAAGAUGCAGCAAAUAUGUUUUUUUCUUCCCCUUUGUUUAAUUGUCUUUUGAUUUCAGUUGUAAAGUUUUAUUUGGUGUUUGUUCUGAAAGAGCAAUGUUACCCUUUUCUCAAGUCUUUCUUCUGAAAGGUUAUGAUGUAUUUGUAGUUUUAGUCAAGCCGUUGGCAGUAGCAUCUGUUUAUUGCAAUAUUUUUGUCGUUUCAAAUUAAACAUGAAACAUAA